Molecule: messenger RNA, 1634 nt
Organism: Calypte anna (Anna's hummingbird)
Lineage: Eukaryota; Metazoa; Chordata; Aves; Apodiformes; Trochilidae
Product: acid-sensing ion channel 2
Exons: 10
Coding region: 1-1548 (515 amino acids)
Biological process (GO): sodium ion transmembrane transport
Cellular component (GO): membrane
Molecular function (GO): ligand-gated sodium channel activity
Source: RefSeq, a predicted model, not a curated record
AUGGAUCUGAAGGACAGCACCAGUGAGAGCAGCAUGGGCAGCCUGCAGCCUUCCAGCAUCCAGAUUUUUGCCAACACCUCCACACUCCAUGGGAUUCGUCACGUCUUCGUGUAUGGGCCGGUGACCAUCCGGCGCCUGCUCUGGACCUUGGCCUUUGUGGGUUCGCUGGGUCUCCUCCUGGUUGAGAGUUCAGACCGGGUGGCAUUCUACUUCUCCUACCAGCAUGUGACCAAAGUGGACGAGGUUGUGGCCAAUAGCCUGGUCUUCCCUGCUGUCACCAUCUGCAACCUCAAUGAGUUUCGUUUUUCCCGGCUCACCACCAACGACCUCUACCAUGCCGGGGAGCUCCUGGCUCUGCUUGAUGUCAACCUGCAGAUCCCCAACCCUCACCUGGCUGACCCAGCCGUCUUGGCCAUCCUCCAAGAAAAGGCCAACUUUAAGCACUAUAAACCAAAAGUUUUCAACAUGCAGGAGUUCCUGGCCCGGGUUGGUCAUGACCUGAAGGAUAUGAUGCUGUACUGCAAAUUCAAAGGCCAAGAGUGCACCCAUGAGGACUUCAAAACUGUGUUUACAAAAUAUGGGAAAUGCUACAUGUUUAACUCAGGAGAAGAAGGAAGGCCUCUUCUUACCACAGUUAAGGGUGGGACAGGCAAUGGACUGGAAAUCAUGCUGGACAUACAGCAGGAUGAAUAUUUACCAAUAUGGGGUGAAACAGAAGAGACAACGUUUGAGGCUGGAGUCAAAGUCCAGAUCCACAGCCAGUCUGAACCACCCUUUGUCCAGGAGCUGGGGUUUGGGGUGGCCCCUGGAUUCCAGACCUUCGUGGCCACCCAGGAGCAAAGGCUGACCUUCCUGCCUCCUCCCUGGGGUGAAUGUCGCUCGGCAGAGCUGCCCUUAGACUUCUUUCCCGUUUACAGCAUCACCGCCUGCAGGAUCGACUGUGAGACCCGGUACAUUGUGGAGAACUGCAACUGCAGGAUGGUUCACAUGCCAGGGGAUGCUCCCUUCUGCACCCCAGAGCAGUACAAGGAGUGUGCAGAGCCUGCACUUGGUUUGCUUGCUGAGAAGGACAGCAAUUACUGUAUCUGCAGGACACCCUGUAACCUGACCAGGUACAACAAAGAGCUCUCCAUGGUCAAGAUCCCCAGCAAGACCUCAGCCAAGUACCUGGAGAAGAAGUUCAAUAAGUCAGAAAAAUACAUCUCAGAGAAUAUUCUUGUGCUGGACAUAUUUUUUGAAGCACUCAACUAUGAAACAAUUGAGCAGAAGAAAGCCUAUGAAGUGGCAGCCUUACUUGGUGACAUUGGAGGACAGAUGGGGCUCUUCAUCGGUGCUAGCAUCCUCACUAUCCUGGAGCUCUUCGAUUAUAUAUAUGAGCUGAUCAAGGAGAAAUUGUUAGACCUGCUGGGAAAGGAGGAAGAGGAAGGGAGCCAUGAUGAAAACGUGAGCACUUGUGACCCCAUGCCAAACCAUUCGGAAACCAUCAGCCACACUGUGACCGUGCCACUUCAGGCCACCCUGGGAACACUGGAGGAGAUCGCCUGCUGACACCAUCCCACUGCUCCCAGUGCCAGCACCUGAGAAAGGAAAACUGCACAGGGAAGCAGGGACCCAGCUCAGGUUUGCAACGGGGG